GUUGUGUUACGCAGAUGGAACGUUCUCUUGUCACGAGCAACAUCGAGACUCCACGGCCCCUAGACAAAAUGACCAAAUUCGCCCAUUAGUCAUCGACCAUUCAUCGCUGUCUACCUACAGAUGGUGUUGUUUGCUAGCCUUUCUUGAUGAACGUCAUGAAGACGCUGUAUAUAGAGGCUGACUGGAUUAUUUCGACUAAGGGGACUUCUAAGCAUGUCAUCAGAGCUAGGUGUUGAACGACCCACUACUUUACCAUUGGCUGACUCGCAGGAAGAAAGAAGAGUUCAUUUUGGAAAUGUGAGCAAAUGUCUCAUUACUGAUGAGAGAAAACAUGCUGCUGCUUUUGUGAGGGAUCCAGAGUCUCGACCUAAACGUUUAAGAUCUGCAAGUUUUUCAGCACCUGGUGAAGCCCGCUAUGGAAAUAAAAGGCGCAAGAGAUAUAGAGUUUUACCCUCAAAGUUUUUGCUUGGUGGUAAUAUUACGGAUCCUUUGAAUCUGGGUUCGUUAGAGGACAGAGAGGAUGUGUCUCAACUUGGCCUUGUUGAAGCUGGUUCAGGAGCCAUAAACAAGAAAUCAGAUGCUGUUAGAGUUAUUAUCCCACCAAAUAUCAAUGAUCCGCUCAAUUUGGAUGUGUCUUCUGAGAACGAAGAUUCUCUGAGUGUAGCCCUCCUGAGGCAAAUAAGAAGACGGAGAAGAAGCAGGAAAAGAAAGAGGCGUUUAUCUGAACCAAGUGGAGAUGAGUAUGAACCCACCCAUGGAGAACUUUUUGUUAGGUGUCAGAGUUUACAGGAAGAACGGCAACCAAUUACUCCUGUUCUAGAAGAAGGACUAGCAAAGACCUCUCAAGAAACAUUGAAACCUUUAACUGUAAAUAUCGAAUUACCUCCACCAAGUGGAAGUGAAGAAGAUCUGAGAGAGUCUGGAGGGCCAGUAACCCCAGUUGGAACCAAACCUUCAACAAGUGGAGGUUUUCAGAGACCUGCAUUUAAGAAGCAACGCAAUAAAUCUGACAAUAAAAUUGUUAGCCCUGUCAUCCCACAACCUGGUGUUGAACGUAAGCGUCAUCCAAGCCAUUCAAGACAAUAUUUAGAGAAGCCGCAUUUGAGCCAGCAAAAUUUAAAGUUGCCAAAGAAAUUUAAUCCCAAAAAUGAAUUGUUUCAGUAUGGUAAUUACAAUAAAUAUUAUGGUUAUCGAAAUCCUGACAUGUCUCCCGAUUUACGUCUGAAUUAUUUGAAACCUGAUUGGUUUGACGGGAAAGCAGUGCUUGAUGUUGGGUGCAACAUUGGUCACGUUACGUUGACAAUUGCUCGUGACUUUAAUCCGAAGAGAGUUGUUGGCCUUGACAUAGACAAAAAACUUGUUAAUAUUGCUCAGAAAAAUAUAAAGCAUUAUCUAAAACAGGGUGACCCCAAAGAAGCAGAUUAUCCUAAAUCAAUGCGAUUAUUGUAUGGUCCUCUGAAGCCAUCUGCAACGGUGGAUGAAGCCCGCUGUUUUCCUCACAACAUCAAAUUUGUUCAUGCAAAUUAUGUCUUGGAAUCAGAUGAAUUGUUGGAGACUGUUAGACCAGAAUUCGAUGUUGUAAUUUGCUUCAGUAUCACAAAAUGGAUCCAUCUUAACUGGGGAGAUGCUGGUCUAAAGAGAUUUUUUCGACGUAUUUUCUAUAAUCUAAAUCCAGGUGGCAGACUAAUCUUGGAACCCCAGGCUUGGCCUUCGUACAACAAAAGAAGAAAACUCACAAUGCGAAUAUUUGAGAAUUACAAGAACAUCAGAUUGUUUCCUGAUAAGUUCAACGAUUAUCUUCUUCACGAAGUUGGUUUCAGCACCAGUGAAAAGAUGAUAACACCUCAGCACACAUCCCGUGGGUUUCAGAGACCCAUAAUUGUUUACACAAAGGCUGGCAAUAUCACAAAGUCAAACUAUAUGGAGGACAGCUAUCCUAGGAAUAUCAGCACAACACCUGUCAGUGUGCCUCAGCAGUGUCAUUCAUCAGAAAUGGAAUGUGAUAGUGUCAGUAUUGUUAAUAAGCAUGAUGCACAAGAAGUAAGUCAAAAAGAAACAGACACAGCUGCAAGUACUACAAAUGAGUUUACAAACUUGUCAGAGAAGGUAAACAAAGAUAGUGCAGAUGGUCCUUCCAUGGAGGAUGAUAAAGUUGCAGAGAAACAAGAAAAUACACAAACCAUGGGCCAUAUAUCAAAUAGUCUUGUUCAUAAAGAACAAAGAUUGGUCACUAAAAAUGAGAGUGAUGUUGUCUGUGAUAGUACUGAUACAAGUAAAACUUUGGGUGGUGAAGGUGAUAAGCAUUUGACACAUUCCCACAACCAUAGAAGUAAUCAGUGUGUUCCUGAAUCACAUUUGCCUUCUCAGACUGACAUUUCUAUCGUUUCUGAAUCGUGUACAAAAAUAGAGAUGCUUAAGCAACACACAAGUCCUGCUACUAGAUCUGACAAUAAGGUAAAGAACAAGGGCUGUCUGAAUGAUUGUAUGCCUGGUAGUAGUGAUGAGAAACAGAAAACUUCUGUAAAACCUGAAGAUUCACAUGGUUCAAAUGCAGUAGUAAUGAAUAAGAAUGAAGUGAAUAAUGAAGUCUGUGAAAACUCUAAAGGAGUGGACACUACCAAUCACAAUGGAUCUUCAUGUGCAACAAAACCAAGAUCUCCAAACAUAAAUGAAACAAAAGAUAGACCAUGAAAUUGUUACUGAAUAGUGUGGUGGCUGUGUUUCAUUGAUCUGUCAGUGAUCGAGGAGGGAAUAAUAAUUUAACAUCAGCGAGUUAAUUCUAUCCUGCUGGUGAAACUACUCAUUCAAGUCAUAACAGUAAGGAGCCGUGUACCAUUUGGUAUUCAUCUGAAGAAAGUAAACCUGAGGUUUAACCUGCCACUUCUCCUUCCCUGAUUUUAUGGAAUGCAUUGUUUCAUGAACAAGUUUUGCUUUAUUUUAUAGAUUCUUUAUUCUCUGAAGUAUUUCAGACCGAUGAAGAAAUACAUAAAUGACAUUAUUAUCUGACAAUGAUCAGUUC
Molecule: messenger RNA, 3019 nt
Organism: Macrobrachium nipponense
Lineage: Eukaryota; Metazoa; Arthropoda; Malacostraca; Decapoda; Palaemonidae
Product: 7SK snRNA methylphosphate capping enzyme-like
Exons: 10
Coding region: 214-2691 (825 amino acids)
Biological process (GO): snRNA modification
Molecular function (GO): RNA methyltransferase activity; O-methyltransferase activity; snRNA binding
Source: RefSeq, a predicted model, not a curated record